Messenger RNA from Thalassophryne amazonica, 11038 nucleotides. It is a transcript of the gene tfe3a, whose product is annotated as transcription factor binding to IGHM enhancer 3a. Gene Ontology annotation, cellular component: nucleus. Lineage: Eukaryota; Metazoa; Chordata; Actinopteri; Batrachoidiformes; Batrachoididae. The transcript is spliced from 11 exons. The coding region runs from base 228 to 1826 and encodes 532 amino acids. Gene Ontology annotation, molecular function: DNA-binding transcription factor activity, RNA polymerase II-specific; protein dimerization activity; RNA polymerase II cis-regulatory region sequence-specific DNA binding. The record is from RefSeq and is a predicted model, not a curated record. Gene Ontology annotation, biological process: regulation of transcription by RNA polymerase II.
UCGGCCGCUCUGAUUGUUCUGUUUCUGUGCGCUCACAAACCGCCAGGCUGCUGCUGCCCAGGUGCCGUUCAGCAGGAGGAUUUGAACCUAAAACCUGCUGUCUGUCUCCCUGGUGAGCUCCUCCUGGUUUCUUCCAGAAGAUUUUUUUUCUUUCUCACGCACUUUAAGAAGCUUUUUCUCCCCUUUGAAUUCGUUCUCUGUUGGACUUUGCUCGAACGCCAAAGAAAAUGUCAACUGUCAGCUCGAACCAGCUCAAGACCCGGGAGCCGAACCGAACCGUAUCGGGUUCUGAUCAGCAGGAGGCCGGAAUCCUUCAGCCGCAGACUGUCUUUGUCAUCCUGGACUCGGCUGAAACACUAAAUCUGGUCCGGGUGGAGUCUGGUAUCGUCGCUGACAUUGAGGUUGACAGUUUGCUGCCAUCAGAGUGUGACACCUUCUACGAGAUCAAGAGUCAGCCAAUCAGUAUCAGUCCGGCAGCAGCAGCUUCCUCAUCUUCAUCAUCCUCGCUGCCUUCAGCGAUGUCGUCCAGGGUUCUGAUGCGUCAGGAGUUGAUGCGUCAGCAGGCUCGGGAGCAGGAGCAGAGGGAGGCGCAGCAGCAGCUCUUUCGCCCAGCAGCAGACUCCUCCUCCUCCUCCCCGAUCUCAGUCUCUGUCUCCUCCCCCUCCUGCAGACCUCCUGCUCAGGUCCCAGUAGAGGUCCUGAAGGUCCAGACUCACCUGGAGAACCCGACCAGGUAUCACAUCCAGCAGGCGCAGCGGCAGCAGGUCCGUCAGUACCUCUCCACCACACAUGCUGCAGCCAAUCAGGUGCCAGCUGGAGUCUCAGCCAGCCCCUCCCCUCAGUUUGUCUCCACCCCCAGUGGAAAGUCUGAAGUCAGUGGUUCUCCCGACAGCCCAAAGGAGGAGAUGGAAGAGACGGUGAUUGAUGACAUCAUCAGCCUGGAAUCGAGUGUUAAUGAUGACUUCCUCACACUGAUCGACUCUGGAUUGCAGCUCGCCAACACGCUGCCCGUGUCGGGAAACAUGCUGGAUGUUUAUGGCGGCAGCGGCGGAGUGACCACACCCACCAUCACCGUUAGCAGCAGCUGCCCCGCCGACCUGCACAACGUCAAGAAGGAGGUGAACGAUGUGGAGGCCAAAGCGCUGAUUAAAGAAAGACAGAAGAAGGACAACCACAACCUGAUUGAGCGGAGGAGGCGAUUCAACAUCAACGAUCGGAUCAAGGAGCUGGGAGCGCUCAUCCCCAAGUCCAGCGACCCGGAGAUGAGGUGGAACAAAGGAACCAUCCUGAAGGCGUCAGUGGAUUACAUCCGCAAACUGCAGAAAGAACAGCAGAGAGCGAAGGACAUGGAGGAGAGACAGCGGAAGCUGGAGAUCGCCAACAAGUCUCUUCUGCUCAGGAUACAGGAGCUGGAGGUUCAGGCACGCCUCCACGGCCUCUCCGCCUCGACUCCUCCCACCUCCUCCCUGAAUGAAACUCUUGCCGACCCUCAGGCCCUCCUCGCCACCUCCCUUCCACAUCUCUUCUCAUCUUCCUCUUCUUUGGUCGGCAUGACGACCCUAGUGUCUGCGGCUGUGGGCAUGGACGCCCUCAGCUUCGCCGAGCUGGAUGACCCCCAGGGUGCCACUACUAUCUUUUCCCCGGACCUGAUGGCGGAUGUGGGCCUGGCGGCGCUGGACGGACUCGGCAACAUGCUGAUGGAGGAGGCCGAUGGCGGCAGCAGCGGCACAUUGUCUCCUCUAGGGGGCGGUGACCCGCUGCUCUCUUGUGGAGCAUCUAAGACCAGCAGCAGGAGGAGCAGCUUCAGCAUGGAGGAGGACCAGUGAGGGCCGGACAGUGAUGUCAUCAUCGCAGAGGCUUCUUAUUGGACACUGCUGGAAACAGAGCGCCGUCUUUUUUUUAUUGUUAUUUUAAUUUUUUUAAUGGAAAAAUUUUAAAAGUUGUUGACAACAAAAUGAACGACGGAGUUCAAACACUGUGUCUUAGCCUGUAACUGUGGUAACCACUGUGUCAUUCAGUGUCAGCAUGCCAACCGCUGUCAUCGAGCGUAACCAUGGCAACCAUCACAUUGUCAAGCGUGAUCACUACAAACAAGGCUUUCCCAAAGCAUUAGUUUGCUAGCUUUUCAGUGUAUCGUCAUUACCGCGCCUUUGUGUUUUUACUUCCUGGAAUAUAGAACAACACUGUCAGCAAAACUGCAUCCCAUUGGUUCCCAGAAGUCUGGCUGGUCCACGUCCCAGGAACCAGGAAGGGAUCAAUAACCGGCGAAUAAGAUUCUGAACGCGAAGACUCUGUUUCCUUCAUGACACGUUCACAUUUCGUACUAAAUCUGAAGAACAGCCACCGUUCUGAUUGGGUGGAGCUGACUCAUCCGUCCCGCCCACUGGUGCCGGGUCUCGAGUAGAAUGUUGAUUUUAUUUAUGUGUAAUUUAUGCUUGGCCCAAAUAUAAAGUACUUUUUCCUCAGUGAUUGUGAGCGUGUCUUCAUGACAGAGGAGGUGAUUGUGGGCAUGUCUCCUUGACAGAGGAAUUGAUUGUGGGUGUGUCUCACUGAUAGAGGAGGUGAUCGUGGGUGUGUCUCACUGACAGAGGAGGUGAUUGCGUACGUGUCUCACUGAUAGAGGAGAUGAUUGGGGUCGUGUCUCACUGAUAGAGGAGGUGAUUGCGUGCGUGUCUCACUGACAGAGGAGGUGAUUGCUUACGUGUCUCACUGAUAGAGAUGAUUGUGGGCGUGUCUCACUAAUAGGAGAUGAUUGGGGGCGUGUCUCACUGAUAGAGGAGAUGAUUGGGGGCGUGUCUCACUCAUAGAGGAGGUGAUUGUGUGCGUGUCUCACUGACAGAGGAGGUGAUUGCGUACGUGUCUCACUGAUACAGAUGAUUGUGGGCGUGGCUCCCUGACAGAGGAUGUGAUUGUGUGCGUGUCUCACUGAUAGAGAUGAUUGUGGGCGUGUUUCACUGAUAGAGGAGGUGAUUGCAUGCCUGUCUCACUGAUAGAGGAGGUGAUUGCGGGCAUGUCUCACUGAUAGAGGAAGUGACUGGGGGCGUGUCUCACUGAUAGAGGUGGUGAUUGUGUGUGUGCCUCACUGAUAGAGGAGGUGAUCAGGGACAUGUCUCAGUGAUAGAAGUGAUUGCGUUCGUAUCUCACUGAUAGAGGAGGUGAUUGCGUGCCUGUCACUGAUAGAGGAGGUGAUUGCGUGCCUGUCUCACUGAUAGAGGAAGUGAUUGGGGGCGUGUCUCACUGAUAGAGGAGGUGAUUGUGUGUGUGCCUCACUGAUAGAGGAGGUGAUCAGGGACAUGUCUCAGUGAUAGAAGUGAUUGCGUUCGUAUCUCACUGAUAGAGGAGGUGAUUGUGUGUGCGUCUCACUGAUAGAGGUGAUUGGGGGCAUGUCUCACAGAUCGAGGAGGUGAUUGCGUGCGUGUCUCACUGAUAGAGGAGGUGAUUGCGGGCAUGUCUCACUGAUAGAGGAAGUGAUUGGGGGCGUGUCUCACUGAUAGAGAUGAUUGUAGGCGUGUCUCACUGAUAGAGGUGAUUGCAUGCAUGUCUCACUGAUAGAGGAGGUGAUUGGGGGCGUGUCUCACAUACAGAGGAGGUGAUUGGGGCGUGUCUCACUGAUAGAGGAGGUGAUUGUGUGCAUGUCUCACUGAUAGAGGAGGUGAUUGGGGGAGUGUCUUACUGAUAGAGGAGAUGAUUGGGGUCGUGUCUCACUGAUAGAGGAGGUGAUUGCGUGCGUGUCUCACUGACAGAGGAGGUGAUUGCUUACGUGUCUCACUGAUAGAGAUGAUUGUGGGCGUGUCUCACUAAUAGGAGAUGAUUGGGGGCGUGUCUCACUGAUAGAGGAGAUGAUUGGGGGCGUGUCUCACUCAUAGAGGAGGUGAUUGUGUGCGUGUCUCACUGACAGAGGAGGUGAUUGGGGGAGUGUCUUACUGAUAGAGGAGGUGAUUGGGGGAGUGUAUCACUGAUAGAGGAGGUGAUUGGGGGAGUGUCUCACAGACAGAGUAGGUGAUUGCGUACGUGUCUCACUGAUAGAUGACUGUGGGCGUGUCUCACUGAUAGAGGAGGUGAUUGGGGGAGUGUAUCACUGAUAGAGGUGAUUGUAGAUGUGUCUCCCUGACAGAGGAGGUAAUUGUGUGCUUGUCUCACUGAUAGAGGAGGUGAUUGCGUGCGUGUCUCACUGAUAGAGGAGGUGAUUGGGGGCGUGUCUCACUGACAGAAGUGAUUGUGUGCGUGUCUCUCAGAUCGAGGAGGUGAUUGCGUGCAUGUCUCACUGAUAGAGGAGGUGAUUGGGGUGUGUCUCACUGAUAGAGAAGGUGAUUGCGUGCGUGUCUCACUGAUAGAGGAGGUGAUUACAGACAUGUCUCACUGAUAGAGGAGGUGAUUGUGUGCGUGUCUCACUGAUAGAGGAGGUGAUUGUGUGCAUGUCUCACUGAUAGAGGAGGUGAUUGGGGGAGUGUCUUACUGAUAGAGGAGGUGAUUGGGGGUGUGUCUCACUGAUAGAGGAGGUGAUUGCGUGCGUGUCUCACUGACAGAGGAGGUGAUUGCGUGCACGUCUCACUGAUAGAGGAGGUGAUUGGGGGCGUGUCUCACUGAUAGAGUAGGCAAUUGCAUGCGUGUCUCACAGACAGAGGAGGUGAUUGCGUACGUGUCUCACUGAUAGAGAUUGUGGGCGUGUCUCACUGAUAGAGGAGGUGAUUGGGGGAGUGUAUCACUGAUAGAGGUGAUUGUAGAUGUGUCUCCCUGACAGGAGGUGAUUGUGUGCUUGUCUCACUGAUAGAGGAGGUGAUUGGGGCAUGUCUCACUGAUAGAGGAGGUGAUUGUGUGCAUGUCUCACUGAUAGAGGAGGUGAUUGGGGGAGUGUCUUACUGAUAGAGGAGGUGAUUGGGGGAGUGUAUCACUGAUAGAGGUGAUUGUAGAUGUGUCUCCCUGACAGAGGAGGUGAUUGUGUGCUUGUCUCACUGAUAGAGGAGGUGAUUGGGGCGUGUCUCACUGAUAGAGGAGGAGAUUGUGUGCAUGUCUCACUGAUAGAGGAGGUGAUUGGGGGAGUGUCUUACUGAUAGAGGAGGUGAUUGGGGGAGUGUCUUACUGAUAGAGGAGGUGAUUGCGUGCAUGUCUCACUGACAGAGGAGGUGAUUGCGUGCGCGUCUUACUGAUAGAGGAGGUGAUUGGGGGCGUGUCUCACUGAUAGAGUAGGCGAUUGCAUGCAUGUCUCACAGACAGAGGAGGUGAUUGCGUACGUGUCUCACUGAUAGAGAUGAUUGUGGGCGUGUCUCACUGAUAGAGGAGGUGAUUGGGGGAGUGUAUCACUGAUAGAGGUGAUUGUAGAUGUGUCUCCCUGACAGAGGAGGCGAUUGCGUACGUGUCUCACUGAUAGAGAUGAUUGGGGGCGUGUCUCACUGAUAGAGGAGGUGAUUGGGGGCGUGUCUCACUGAUAGAGGAGGUGAUUGGGAGCGUGUCUCACUGAUAGAGGUGAUUGCAUGCAUGUCUCACUGAUAGAGGAGGUGAUUGGGAGCGUGUCUCACUGACAGAGGAGGUGAUUGCAUGCCUGUCUCACUGAUAGAGGAGGUAAUUGUGGGCAUGUCUCACUGACAGAGGAGGUGAUUGUGGGCAUGUCUCACUGAUAGAGGAAGUGAUUGGGGGCGUGUCUCACUGAUAGAGGUGAUUGCAUGCAUGUCUCACUGAUAGAGGAGGUGAUUCUGUGUCUCACUGAUAGAGGUGAUUGGGGGCAUGUCUCACUGAUAGAGGAGGUGACUGGGUGUGUGUCUCACUGAUAGAGGAGGUGAUAGUGGGCGUGUCUUACUGAUAGGUGGUGAUUGGGUGUGUGUCUCACUGAUAUAGGUGGUGAUUGGGAGCGUGUCUCACUGAUAGAGGUGGUGAUUGGGAGCGUCUCUCACUGAUAGAGGUGAUUGGGGGUGUGUCACUGAUAGAGGUGAUUGUGGGCGUGUCUCACUGAUAGAGGAGGUGAUUGGGUGUGUGUCUCACUGACAGAGGAGGUGAUUGGGUGUGUGUCUCACUGAUAUAGGUGAUGAUGAUAGGUGCAAUUUAUGCUUGGCCCAAAUAUAAAGUACUUUUUCCUCAGUGAUUGUGGGCGUGUCUUCAUGACAGAGGAGGUGAUUGUGGGCAUGUCUCCUUGACAGAGGAAUUGAUUGUGGGUGUGUCUCACUGACAGAGGAGGUGAUUGCGUACGUGUCUCACUGAUAGAGGAGAUGAUUGGGGUCGUGUCUCACUGAUAGAGGAGGUGAUUGCGUGUGUGUCUCACUGACAGAGGAGGUGAUUGCGUACGUGUCUCACUGAUAGAGAUGAUUGUGGGCGUGUCUCACUAAUAGAGGAGAUGAUUGGGGGCGUGUCUCCUGAUAGAGGAGAUGAUUGGGGGCGUGUCUCACUGAUAGAGGAGGUGAUUGCGUGCGUGUCUCACUGACAGAGGAGGUGAUUGCGUACGUGUCUCACUGAUAGAGAUGAUUGUGGGUGUGUCUCACUGAUAGAGGAGGUGAUUGGGAGCGUGUCUCACUGAUAGAGGAGGUGAUUGGGAGCGUGUCUCACUGAUAGAGGUGAUUGCAUGCGUGUCUCACUGAUAGAGGAGGUGAUUGUGCAUCUCACUGAUAGAGAUGAUUGAGGGGCGUGUCUCACUGAUAGAGGAGGUGAUUGCAUGCCUGUCUCACUGAUAGAGGAGGUAAUUGUGGGCAUGUCUCACUGAUAGAGGAGAUGAUUGGGGGCGUGUGUCACUGAUAGAGGUGAUUGUGGAUGUGUCUGCCUGACAGAGGAGGUGAUUGUGGGCAUGUCUCACUGAUAGCGGAAGUGAUUGGGGGCGUGUCUCACUGAUAGAGAUGAUUGUAGGCGUGUCUCACUGAUAGAGGUGAUUGCAUGCAUGUCUCACUGAUAGAGGAGGUGAUUGUGUGUCUCACUGAUAGAGGUGAUUGGGGGCAUGUCUCACUGAUAGAGGAGGUGACUGGGUGUGUGUCUCACUGAUAGAGGAUGUGAUAGUGGGCGUGUCUUACUGAUAGGAGGUGAUUGGGUGUGUGUCUCACUGAUAGAGGAGGUGAUAGUGGGCGUGUCUUACUGAUAGGUGGUGAUUGGGUGUGUGUCUCACUGAUAUAGGUGGUGAUUGGGAGCGUGUCACACUGAUAGAGGUGAUUGGGGGUGUGUCUCACUGAUAGAGGUGAUUGGGGGUGUGUCUCACUGAUAGAGGUGAUUGGGGGCGUGUCUCACUGAUAGAGGAGGUGAUUGGGUGUGUGUCUCACUGACAGAGGAGGUGAUUUGGUGUGUGUCUCACUGAUAUAGGUGAUGAUUGGGGCGUGUCUCACUGAUAGAGGAGGUGAUUGGGUGUGUGUCUCACUGAUAGAGGAGGCGAUUGGGGCGUGUCUCCCUGACAGAGGCAGUGUUUGUGGGAGUGUCUCCCAAAGUAGAAACUGAUUUUUCACAUUUGGACCCCUUUAAGAAGAUUUAAAUAGUUUUAACUCAGAUAAUCAUUAGGAGUUGGUGUCCAAGUGAUUAGUGGGCUUGGUUUCAGUGUGGAAGGUUCCCAAACCCCACCCCUGCCACAUUUUUCCAAGUAAUCUGGAAUUUUGUCAGGAAGGGCAUCCGGCGUAAAACUUGUGUCAAAUUAACAUGUAGAUCCGCCUUCGAUUUUCUGUGGCGACACUGAGUGAAAAUAAGGGAGCAGCCAAAGGGACUUACUGAGGCAGAUAGUCAUUGAUUUUCUUUAUUAAACUAGUUGCAUUUAAGAUUAAACUAUUUGACCAGUUGUAAAAAAAAGUUUUUUCUUAAUACAGAGCUGAAUUGUAUAAAAAAUGUUUUUAAAAUAACUGAAAAGAAUAAGUUGUUUAACUGCAAAUGAUUUUUUUUCCUGUUUUUCCCGCCUGCUGUUAGUUAACUAGCUCCUUUCUUAUUUUUAAACAGAUUAUCUCUUUAUUCUUGUUUGUUAUAUUUUCCAUUUAAACUCAUCUUCUCCAACUCAUCAACAUCUUUCUUUUAGCUUCGUAAGUGCUAACACUUCCUGCUAGCAUGCCAAAGCUAAGCUUACAUAUUGCUGACUGCAGGCAACUGAUCCAUAAUUUAAAGUUGGGUUUUUUUUUUCAGCAUCACUCAGUAACCAGCACUACAGAGAUCCUGAAAACUGAGUUAAUUGAUCAGUUGAUCUGCUCAACGUACAGGAAAAAAAAUGACAGACGGCGAACGUGGUGACUAAAUGUCUCGAUGGUCGAAUGACUUCACAUUGACUUUGAAUACUCUGAGAAGUCUUUUAGCUAGUAUCUAGCCUGCUAGCCGUGAUAAUGGGGUUUCCGCUGUUUUGUAUCACUUGAAUUUGGCUCGACUCUAAAUGUGCACCACUGCUAGCAUUAGCUUAGCAUUCAUUUGGUUUGUUUUACACCUGUACAAACAUGGUGACUAUAUUCAUAACAUGUUGAGGAAAAAAGCUUUGAAACAGAAUUCAUAUGUCGUUUCUGACUUUUGAAACAGGAUUUAUCUGUACUAACUUUCGAAACAGGAUUCGUCUGUCCUGUGAGACUUUUGAAACAGGAUUCAGCUGAUGUCUCACUUUUGAAACAGGGUUUUGAAACAGGAUUUAUCUGACGUGUCUCACUUUUGAAACAGGGCUUUGAAACAGGAUUUCUCUGUUGUGUCUGACUUUUGAAACUGGUGUGUGACUUUUGAAACAGGAUUCAUCUGACAUGUCUGACUUUUGAAACAAGAUUCAUCUGUCUCACCUUUGAAACAGGAUUCGUCUGACCUGUCUGACUUUCAAAACAGAAUUGGUCCAGUGUCUGACUUUCGAAACGAUUAAUUUGCUAUGUCUGACUUUUGAAACAGGAUUCGUCUGACGUGUCUGAGUUUUGACACAGUGAUGUAAAACGUGAUUCACUUGUGGCUUCAUGUUUGUAAAUAUGAAUCUAAAAUCACUUUGUGCUGGAAACAAACACUGAGGAGGAAAUGGUGGAUUUUUAACAGGAUUUGUUCACUUUUAUCUUUUAUUCUUGUCUGUUACAACGCAAACAUCAAAGAAAAUUUUAAUCAAAUUACACUUAAGUUACACUUCAUCAGAGAAAAAAAGUGUUCAUGUGACUUCUGAAGACAUCGCAAAACUCAGUAUUGCCUCCUACAGGUCAGUGCGCUGUAGCUGCUCAGACUCUUGUGAUGUCAUGCGGCGUGUUUUAUUUGUUCAUUUGUUGUUUUAUGUCUCAGAGUGUCUGAAAAAUGUAAUUUCACUGAAUUACUAAACCAAGACUCGCUGUCGUGCUCAUCGACUCGUAACCUGCAGUCUGCCUUUAAGUGUGCAACAAACAGAUGUCACACCAAAACUGGGUCCCAAAUAAAAUGUGUCCAAUAUUCCGAACUGCAAUCCUGCUUUUUCAUGUAUUCAUUAUGAUUUCUUAUAAAAGUAGAGUGGAAAUGUUUUAUGAGGAAAGUAAAACCAAACGUGUCUGCAUGUAAUCCAUCGUGUUGAUCGGGAUCAAAUCAAAGGGAUUUUUAUUGAUUGUUCCACUUUAUGUGCUUUUUAUGUAGUGCACGCUCUGUGCACGUCUGUCUCUGACACGUGUUACAUUUGACGUGUUUUUAUUAAGGUUCAUUUUUCACAUUUUUUUUACGAAGAAAUAAAAUCUGAAAUAAACACUGUUCGAAAAGGUAAUUCUGAAUUUGCAUCAUUGUUGUCCAACAGAGGGCAGUGUUACAGUGAAAGACAAAUUCACACAAACAGAAACUUUCAUCCUUGUAAUUAUUUAGGAGACUUUUUAUAUAAAAAUUAUCUGAAUUAGAAAAGACUCACGAGACUUAAAUAUAUAUAUGAUGUCACCUGCAGGUCAAAGGUCUCAAUAUUCAAUAAUAAAGAUCAAAACAACCAUUUUUGAGUUUGUAUUCAUUUAUUUCUCUUAACAUUAAAAUAUUUUCAAAGCAGUUUGUCCUUGAUGUUCAGCCUUUACGCUUGUAAUUUCUUUAUCUAAAUAAAUAUACAAAUUAUCAGGAAAAAUAAAAAAUGAACAUGUAUCAUUGUUUAUAUUCAGACUGGUGACGGUGGCUCUGAAAUGCAAAACAUUUCACAAAACAACGCAAAUUAACAAAAGAAAAUUUCAGAAAGUCAUUAAACAAAUCAUUACAUUUUCAACAUCAUACUGUGGGGUUUUGCACUUCAGGGCCACCAUACAGCGGUGAUAUUUCCGAAAAAUGUUUUUGUGAAAAUCUUAAGAAACAGAAAAGUGGAGACAAACUCUGUGUGUGUGUCGGCUCUGCAUGUCUCUCUUUGAUGUUGGGCUGUUCCAGAGGUCAGUGGCGUUGUCAUUACAGUCACUUCCGAUUUCCUGUUUGGACGUUCUGGCGCGCUGUUUCAACAAAAACACACUUCCUGUCCCAGCAGGACUCACUACCUGCCCCGCCCCCACCCCACCCAGCCUGACCUGUCAAUCACACAGAAACACAGUUAUGUUGUUCUUCUUGGACAUUUUCCUGCCUCAGUGCUUUUCUUCAGUCCAACAGUGAUGAAGCGACAGACAAAAGUCUCCAAUCACAGCCGCUCACGCUUCAAAUGCCUUUGUAGUUGCCAUGGUGACAGAUGUCAAAAAUAAGAACAUUUUUUCAAAUGGUAAAAACAGUAAAAUGUGAAAAACAUGUUUUUAAUGUUGAUGCAACCAACCGAUCAGAACCAACGGCAGCACGGUGGAUUAGUGGUUAGCACUGCUGCCUCACAGCACGAAGGUCAUGGGAUCGAUUCCCACCUGUGGCCAUUCUGUGUGGAAUUUGGGUGUUCUCCCCGUGUUUGUGUGGGUUCCGUCCCGGUGCUCCAGCUUCCUCCCACCUCCAAAGACAUGCAGGUUAAGAGAACUGGAGACUUUAAACUGUCUGGUGUCGCCGACCGAACAGUCCCCCUAAAAAUUGCCCCCCCCCACCCCGAUGACGCGGUUCACGGAUUACCACCUUGUUUCUGCUUCAAACUGCCUCCAGUCAUCAUCUAUCUCAGCGACAGAUAUCAGAAGCGUUUGUACAACAAUCAUUUCCACAUUAAUUGAGCAUUAUUUCAGCAUUAUUUGAGCAUUAUAAUAAGCGAUCAGAGCGC